AUGCCAGACAAGGACGCAGGCACGCCUCGAAUCUUCAUCAUCCGUCACGGCGAGACAGACUGGUCAAAAUCUGGCCAGUACACGGGCAAAACAGACAUACCGCUGACCGAGCACGGCGAGAAACAAGUCAAAGCCUCUGCGGAUCUGAUGUACGGGUCUGGCAAGCUCAUUGAUCCUGCCAAUGUCGCGAGAGUGUAUCUCAGCCCUCGCAAACGUGCGAUUAGGACUUAUCAGCUAUUGUCAGGGCAGCAGGAAGGGUACGAGAUCACGGAGAGCCUGGCGGAGUGGGACUAUGGCGAGUAUGAGGGUAUCAAGACAGACGAGAUCAGAGAGAAACGGAAGGCGCACGGUCUUGACAAAGAGAGACCUUGGGAUAUCUGGACGGACGGAUGUGAAGGUGGCGAAUCCUCAGCACAAGUCACAGCCCGCAUCGACAGCCUAAUCGCCACCAUCCGGGAAUUCCAUGAACCGAGAAUGAAGACUGCUGAAGCGAGAGAUAUCGUUCUGGUUGCUCACGGCCACCUCACAAGAGCUUUCGCUAAGCGCUGGCUAGGCUAUGAGCUGUCCUUCCCACUGAGCCUGAUGAUGGAGCCGGGUGGUGUUGGUGUGUUGAGCUAUCAGCAUCACAAUAUCGAUGAGCCCGCGCUAUUGCUGGGUAUUGGCUUGCCAUUAAAGCAAUAG
Molecule: messenger RNA, 681 nt
Organism: Recurvomyces mirabilis
Lineage: Eukaryota; Fungi; Ascomycota; Dothideomycetes; Mycosphaerellales; Teratosphaeriaceae
Exons: 3
Coding region: 1-681 (226 amino acids)
Biological process (GO): ribose phosphate biosynthetic process
Molecular function (GO): sedoheptulose-bisphosphatase activity
Source: RefSeq, a predicted model, not a curated record